AUGCUCCACCUAACUAAAUAAUAAGAGAGUAAAAAUGAAAUCAGAUGGGAAUCAAGUAGCGUCACAGGAAUCACAGCUAAAGCAGUAUAUAGAUAAAACAGAAAUAAAUUUCAGCCCUAACUGAUUAAAGCUGAGUAAAAAUAAAUAGAUGAUCAUUCAUUUAAAAUAAGACAACCUUGGAAUUCGAAACCUUAUCUUUUAUCCUUGAGAAUCCAAUAAGAUCAAAUAAAAUAAAAUCUAUUAGAGAAUGAUUCUAAUAAGAUUACUGAGAUACUUAAAAGAUUAUCUCAAGAAAAAGUUCUUAGUAAAAAUUCUAUAAAUUUGAUUAAGGAAGCUUAUGAUAAAGGCUAUGUGACAGAUAUCUAAAAUCUUGUAAAAUUUGCAUAAAAUUCGAGAAACCCCAUUGAGGAAUCUUACUCUCAAAAAUACAUAGGACUUCAAGAUGGUACAUUGGGUAUCUAAACAUCAAGAGUACCGAUUCCAUAAAGGCUUUAGAAGUCUUAGAGUGUUUCAAGGAUUGAACAUUAAAUAAGGCUUAAGUAAGCUAAGCAAGGAAACCAUGUUAAGAGAAGUAGCUUAACAACUAUUAAAUAAGCAAACCCGCAAUAAAAAUCUUUAGAAUCAGUUUAAUAAUAACCAGAAUAAAUUUAAGAUAAUGAAAUCAUCUAAAAUUAAGAAAUUGGUACAAUAUUCAAGAGUGAAGAUAGAAAGAUAGCUGAGAUUAAUCAGGAUAUUCAAGAAGUAUAUUAUGAGAACUCAUAAGUAUAAAAUAUUGAUACUAAUUUCACAGAUUUAGACUCCAUACUUGAUACAGGUCGUCUUACCUCAUCUAGAGAAUCUCAGAAUAUUUAGUAAUAAAGGAAUUUAGAUUUUUAUGGGAUGAGUGAUUCAUAAACUCCAUUUUAAAAUGUACGAAUACAAAGAGAGAGUAGCAGGUAGUCAUUCAUCCUCCAAUAAAGGUAAUCAUCAGAUGAGAAAAAUAAGAUAUUUUUAGACAAAAACAGGCUUAUUAACAGCUAUGCUAUUCCAAAGAUUUUAAUUUCCCAAAAAAAGAUAAAAACUUUCUCUGAGAGUGAAAAAUUUUAUCUUGAACAUCCAGAAUAAGGAUAGAGUGAUAAAAGAGAAUCAGUUAAGAAGAGUUUAAUUUCAUUUCCAAAUCUUAUUGAGAUAAAUAACAGCCCUUAUAAGAGGAAGGGGUAUCUUUUGCUUGAUCAAUCUAAAAUAAAAAGACAGAAAGAUGUAGCUUAGAGAAAGUAAUAGUAAUCCUUAGCUAUUGAAUAGUUUCAGAAAAAUAAAAAUACAUAAUAUAAUGAGGCGGAUUAGUAAGUUCAAAGUACUCAAUCUAAUAUGAGUUCAUUGAGAAAAAAUUAGCGCUUAAUAGAUAGAAUUCUCAAAUUAGAUUAAGAAAAAAAGCGAUAUGACGAUUUAUUAUUUCAAAUAAAUGGAGGUUAAGAUUCUGUUGAUUCAUACUAUACAGACUAAUUGCUAAAUAGUCUGAAGUUGAAUCCGAUAUCUCAAAGAAAUUCAAUUUAAAAGCUUUUAGAUUUGAAGAGGUCAUCCUCCAAAUAAAAAAUUGAUCAUAGCACAUCUUUUUCAUAAAAUAACGAUAAAUUUUGA
Molecule: messenger RNA, 1617 nt
Organism: Stylonychia lemnae
Lineage: Eukaryota; Ciliophora; Spirotrichea; Sporadotrichida; Oxytrichidae
Source: the annotation of a GenBank genome assembly